AUGAAGUCCUUCACCUCUGUCCUGAGCGCUGCUCUCCUGGCCACCGGCGUCGUCGCCCAGCAGGCCGUCGUCAAGAACAACUGCCAGGAGGUGAUCUACGUUCAGUCUUUCCCCUACGACGGCAGCGCUGCCGGCCCGUUGACUACGCUGUCGCCGGGACAGACCUUCGCCGAGGACUUCCGCCCGUCUGGCUCGACUGUCAAGAUCGCCAAGACCAAGACCCUUGAUGGCCCACUCUUCUUCGGCUACUCGUUCAGCUCGAACCCGGACUAUGCCUACUAUGAGUUCAGCACGCAAUGGGGCAACCCCUUCGCUGACAAGCACAACAUCCUGACUCCCGGCCCUGGCUGCCAGGUCUUUGACUGCGGCCCCAACGACGCCGGCUGCUACAGCACGCCUGGCAUGAGCAAGGUCUACGGAUGCCCCCAGCCCGUCAACCUGGAGGCCGACAUCUGCGCCUAG
This is a messenger RNA of Thyridium curvatum, 462 nucleotides long. RefSeq lists its product as uncharacterized. The coding region runs from base 1 to 462 and encodes 153 amino acids. NCBI's taxonomy places the organism in Eukaryota, Fungi, Ascomycota, Sordariomycetes, Thyridiales, Thyridiaceae. The transcript is spliced from 4 exons. The record is from RefSeq and is a predicted model, not a curated record.